AUGGCUCGGUUUCCGAUGUUGUACGGGGGCAACUGGGGUCCCUCCGAGUUCGCCUUCAAUGACGGCUUCAGAUCCAGGCUCCAUGAAUACCUUGACGGUGAGCUGUUCGACCCUUCGUCCUUCCACCAGCGGUUCCACCUGGAGCCCGGCCGGUUGGGUGGGGCCGUCGCCGAACCGCUGCAGAACCAGCCGGGCGAGACCGGUGUUCGCACCGGUGGCAAGUUUGCCAUCAAAGUUGACAUCCGGCACUUCUCUCCCGAAGAGAUCACCGUCAAGGCCAAGGACAAGAGCGUCAUCGUCCACUGCAAGCACGAAGAAAAGUCGGACGACCGCGGUUGCUACGUGCAGCGCGAGGUCAACUGGCGCUACGACUUGCCAGAGGACGUCGACCCGCAGUCGGUCAUAUGUCAGCUGACCCCGAUGGGCUACCUCGCCCUGGAAGCCCCUCGCAAGAACCCCCCUCCCAAGGUGGACAAGAGUGAGCGCAUACCCAUCGAGGUUUGUCACGAGUCCAGCGGCAGUGGUGACAAGAAGUGAGCACUAAC
Messenger RNA from Rhipicephalus sanguineus (brown dog tick), 545 nucleotides. Its product is annotated as heat shock protein Hsp-12.2. NCBI's taxonomy places the organism in Eukaryota, Metazoa, Arthropoda, Arachnida, Ixodida, Ixodidae. The record is from RefSeq and is a predicted model, not a curated record. Gene Ontology annotation, molecular function: protein folding chaperone. Bases 1 to 537 code for a protein of 178 amino acids. Gene Ontology annotation, biological process: response to heat; protein refolding. The transcript has a single exon.